AUACAAAAUGACCAACCGUGUCUACGUAUUUGGUUUCGAAGGGAAAUUACAAGCCAUUCUGGUCGUGGGUGUUUGAGGUGUCGUAGUCCUCUAGUUGCAUAGAGCCUGGCAUAUAUACCAGGUAACUUCAAUCUAAGUGCAGACAUUUGGUUUUCUUAUAGUCGAUGAAUCAACAUGCCAGACCCAGCUAAACCUGCCCCAAAGAAAGGCUCAAAGAAAGCCGUGACAAAAGCAGCCGGCAAGGGAGGCAAGAAACGCAGAAAGUCCAGGAAAGAGAGCUACGCUAUCUACGUAUACAAAGUCUUGAAGCAGGUCCACCCUGACACCGGUAUCUCUUCCAAGGCCAUGGGCAUUAUGAACUCCUUCGUAAACGACAUCUUCGAACGCAUCGCUGGAGAAGCCUCCCGCUUGGCUCACUACAACAAGCGUUCCACUAUCUCUUCCAGGGAGAUCCAGACUGCAGUGCGUCUGCUUCUGCCCGGUGAGCUGGCCAAGCACGCUGUGUCCGAGGGAACCAAGGCCGUCACCAAGUACACCAGCUCCAAGUAA
Molecule: messenger RNA, 549 nt
Organism: Alosa sapidissima (American shad)
Lineage: Eukaryota; Metazoa; Chordata; Actinopteri; Clupeiformes; Clupeidae
Product: histone H2B-like
Exons: 1
Coding region: 175-549 (124 amino acids)
Cellular component (GO): nucleosome
Molecular function (GO): DNA binding; structural constituent of chromatin; protein heterodimerization activity
Source: RefSeq, a predicted model, not a curated record